AUGGGUUCACUCUGGUGGGCUUGCUUUCUGGCUUGCCUCUGCCUUCCACUAAGCCAUGUCCAUGCUCAAGCGCCAGCAGCCUCACCUUCUAUUUUGCCCAUAACAGCAACACCAUCUCCUAAAGUUCCACCAUCUUCAAGCCCUGCCAUUCUAACCCCUCAAAUCCCACCACCACAACCGCCGCAAUCUCCUCCAAUCUCUAGCCCUUCACAGCCACCGGCUUUGCCAUCACCACAGGUAUCCCCAGCACCCGCCCAAGCACCGCCAGCACCAGUGCCGGCACUGGCACCAGCACCAGCACCAGCUAUUGCGUCACCAACCCCGGCACAAGCACCAGCUAUUGUAUCACCAACCCCAGCACCAGUACUAGUACCCUCACCUGCACCAGCUCCUGGAAAGCACAAAAAGAAAAAGAAGCAUAAGCACAAGAGACAUCAUGCACCGGCACCGGCACCUACUGUUGUCCAAAGUCCCCCAUCACCCCCUACAGUUUCAGACUCAGGAACAACACAAGCACCAUCACCAACUCUAAAUUUGAGUGGAGGAAUUGCACUUCAGCAGAAAGGACAGCUAUCUAGAACAUGGUUGAGGAUUGCAGUGGCCGUUGCAGUUCUGCUUGCCGUCAAGGGCUAGAAUUUUGAGAAUCUUAUUUGAUGAGCGAUGGCCAUAGCUAUUACAGAGGGAAUAUUGUCAACAAAAAAUAUUGAUUAUCCUUUUACAUUUUUAUUAAAAAAUAUUGAUUAUCAUA
Molecule: messenger RNA, 748 nt
Organism: Camellia sinensis
Lineage: Eukaryota; Viridiplantae; Streptophyta; Magnoliopsida; Ericales; Theaceae
Cellular component (GO): plasma membrane
Source: RefSeq, a predicted model, not a curated record